AUGUCCACCCCACCCCAAGCAGAAGCCCAAACCAACAAGAUAACCUGCGAAUUCGCAAUCCCCUGCACCACAACCCCGACAAACCCAACCACCGGCCUCCCCGACCCGCCUCCCCGCAAGGUCAUCUCGCACAUCUUCGGCCGCAACAAAACCGCCACCAAGCGCUUCCCCCCGCACGUCUGGGUGCACUACUGCCGCAAACACUACCAGCGCGCGCGCUACCGCGCCGCCAAAUGGCCCUUCAUCCAGUGCGAGCUGCUGCUCGACUCGCUGCAGCGCAUGGAGGCCUGGGGCGGCGUGCGCAGCUUUGCUGUCGUGCUGCGGAAGAGGGAGGUCGAGCGGCUUACUCCCUCCCUUAGCCUUCGGGGUGAUUAUCAUGAUCCUGAUCCUGGCCCUGCUUCUGACACUGUGUCUCGAUCUAAGAAGGCAGCGACCAAACCAGCUAAAGCCAAGACCAAGGCUAAGGCCAAGGCCAAAGCCAAAGCCAAAGGCAAGGGGAAAGGGAAAGGUAAAGGCAAACGCAAACGCAAAACACCGCGCAUCGUGGCCGCCCCCGUCCCCGGCUGGCUGCGCGCGGAGCUCGGGCCGGACAAGAGCUUUGCGGAUGUUCGCGUGCUGCUGCGAAGGGUGAUGGGUGAUCUGGCGGUGCAGCAGGGGCGCGGACGGAUGGAUCUGGUGCGGUUUCCGGAUAUUGAGAUUUUGCCGACGUUUUUUGAGUGGGUUGAUGCAGAUCAGGAGGAUCCUUCACGUCAUGGUCAUGGUGAGGGUGAGGGUGAUGUGUCUGAGGUGUAUGAGAGUGAGGGUGAUGAUCACGACGAGGAUGAUGAGAGUGAUGUGGUGUCGCCUCGCGAUAUGCGAGCCCGGAGAAUGUCGCGGGUGAGCAGCAAGGGUGGCGUCCGCAAGAUCUAG
Messenger RNA from Aspergillus terreus NIH2624, 909 nucleotides. RefSeq names its product putative pathogenicity factor. The record is from RefSeq and is a predicted model, not a curated record. The transcript has a single exon. The coding region runs from base 1 to 909 and encodes 302 amino acids. Lineage: Eukaryota; Fungi; Ascomycota; Eurotiomycetes; Eurotiales; Aspergillaceae.